Molecule: messenger RNA, 900 nt
Organism: Lasiosphaeria miniovina
Lineage: Eukaryota; Fungi; Ascomycota; Sordariomycetes; Sordariales; Lasiosphaeriaceae
Exons: 1
Coding region: 197-649 (150 amino acids)
Source: RefSeq, a predicted model, not a curated record
CCUGACCCACAGCUAUAUCGCGCCGCUGCUAUCACGACGCGCCCACGAUUCCACGUCUAUCUCUUCCGCUCUGCCUCUGGCGCGCCUGCUGUCUUGAAAACCCUGGUUUCUUGUAUUACCGUUUACGUGAAUAAAAACAAUUGCAUGGGGGUUUAAACCUUGCUUUUGGUGUUUGUAUUUCUGCUUAGGGUACUCCAUGGUUAAUUUUUUUUCUUGUCGCGGCUGUCUCUUUUGCAGCAGCCCACGCGUGCGUCAUGGCACCUGCGUCUGGGACUGGCCAUGUCAUGUAUAUCUUGUCCUAGGUUUUUCAUCGUUUGUCCGUACGGAGUGGAUUGUUCUCGAUUCUGCGCCACGCACCGCCGCACCGCACCUCGUUGCGAUUGCUGCAGCGGCGGCGGCAGCAGCAGCAGCAUAUUAUAUUGUUAAUCCCAUAGAGAGAGCGUUCGUUGGUUCGGGGGCGCGCCUUUGCUUGCCGUUAGAGUCGAGUCUUUUUGUGUUGGUCUGGCUCUCUGGUAAUAUUAUAGGCGGCAUGGAAUUGAAUGGAGGUUUGGGGUUCUUGGGUCGCUGCUUCAUUGUAUGGAUGGUUUGGCUUGCAUGCAGCAACAGUACAAUACGAUACAAACCUACGUACCUACCUAGGUGCUCGUGAAAUGCUUGCUGGGUGGAUAGCCAUGGCGCUCUUGAUCAAACCUUGGGUUCUGGCGUAACGUGAACGUGUAUUUGCCUUGCGUCUCUGUCGGUCGCCUACCUCGUGCUUGGGAUAACCCCGUCUCUCGAGCAACAUGUAAACGCAAACUACAUGGUUUCACAAAAGGGGUCAUUGCCUUUUUCUUGCCAUUCCUCUGGUAGAAACUAUACAUUGCUUGGAUGGAGCUUAGCAUGAGACAGCUAGACCUAGUU